Molecule: messenger RNA, 1406 nt
Organism: Paramecium sonneborni
Lineage: Eukaryota; Ciliophora; Oligohymenophorea; Peniculida; Parameciidae
Source: the annotation of a GenBank genome assembly
AUGGAAAUUGUUUUAAAUAAUAUUGAAAAAAUCGAUAUAUUUGGUGUUCCUAUUUGUCUUCUAUCUAAUAAAAAUAAUUAAAGAUACUAAAGCAAAUUAGGAGGGAUAAUAACAAUUUUAUUAAGUGGUUUAAGUUUAAUGUACUUUUUAUAUGUAAUUGUCCUUUGGAUAAACAAUGAAAUAGCACCAACCAUAGGCUCAAAAUAAAAAACCAUUGGUUAUGCUGAAUUUUCAAUAUAAGAAUCAAUGAUUGAAUUAUCAUUGGAAGAUUUUACUGGUGAUGUUGAUCCUUUCAAGAAAGAGAAUAAUAUAAUUACACCAUUAUUAGUUACAUUCAUGAAUACUACUGUUAAAGAAAAACCUAUUCCUUUGUAUUCAGAUAACUAAAAUCCUUAUAGAAUUGAAUUAAAUAAUGUAAGCCUUGUGCUGAAUACAUUGGAUUCUUACGAUGAAACAAAAAAAGUAUAAGAAUAGCAUGCAAUCGUUCUUGCAAGAUGUUCAGAUGAAUUUCUUAUAGAAGGAAGUUAUUGUGCUGAUGAUAAAAUAAUAGAUGACUAUUUAUCUAGAUUUCAUGGGUUUUUAUUUAUUAAAAUUAAAUUAAGUUAAUUAAAUUUAAUAACAAAAGAAUUAGAAUUAUUUAAAAAAUUAUUUUAUUUAGGCUUUGACGCAAGAAAACCUUAAUACUCUCAAAUAAUGUUAAAAUAAUAAUAAUCAAUUAUUGAUAAUGGUAUUUUAUUUAAUGAUUAUUAAAAUUUUAAUUUUUUAAACAAUUAUGAAUUGAUUAAUUAAGAAACAGACAAAACAUAUGUAAAAAAUGUGAUUAAUGGAAUGUCGAAUUUUAAUUAUAAUUUUGAUAGCUAUGGUUGUUAUUUAUUUAGGAUAGAUAAUAUUUCAAUUGUUGAAGAAAUAACUUAUCCUAAAUUAGGGUCUGUAUUAGCGUAAAUUGGAUCUAUUAUCUAAUUAAUCUUCAUGUUCAAAUAUGUAGUAUUAUACUACAAUAAUAAUUUAUCAGAAAAUUAGUUAUUAAAUGAAAUUAUUACAAUGUAUUAUCCUGAAUUUAAGCAAUUCUAGGUGAAUUUCUUAAAUCUAUUUAAAUUUGAUAAAUAAGAUUUAAGUAUUCAUUGUUAAUCAAUACAGAAUUUGAAAUUAAAAUAUUAGCUCUUGUAAAAAGGAGCAAAAGAAAAGUGUAGAUUAACUAAUCUGCUUUAUGAAAUUUCAAGAAUAUAAUUUAUUCUUUAAGAAAAAUUUGGAGAUUAAAUUUUAUCAUAAAGUCAUUAAAUGGGAGGGAAACUUUUAAACUCAUAAAUAGAAUUACAAAGCUUAAAGGAAUCAAAUCGGUUAUAAAUUAAACCUAUAGAUUCAAUUGAUUUGGAGAAUUAAUGUUCUUCUAUAGAUCCAUUAGAAAU